AUGUCUUCAUUUAUUCCAAUGCCACCCUUCAAAAAAUCGAUACACUCUCGAACACCCUCCCCUUCGUACGAAUCCCUGAACACCUUCAAAGAUUGCAAAUCUCCUCAUAUCGUUUCUGAGCAACGAGGGAAUCAUUUGCGCAAGAGAAGUGAGAACACUUUAUUACCGCCGCGGUCCCCUACUUCUGAUCAAUCAAAAGAACUUUUUGAUCAAGGAAGGAGAGGUGACAUGUACCAAUUCGUUGGCUCUGCUCCUCGAGAGCAGCUUCCAUCAAUAAAUAGUCUUCUUGGUAGUGCACUACCUCCAAGUAGACCUGCGCAAUCACCGUACUCUGACCGGCAGAGCCCGGUCUUCCCAUCUAUGUCCCCUCAAGAUGGUCGACUGCCUGCUACAUCUAUACACCCAGAUCGUCCUUUCGAUGCAAACUUUCAACGUCCAUCAGUCUCACUAUAUUCUUUACAUAGCUCACGAUCAGAUACGCUUGGCCGGCUAGGGCUAGAUUAUCCUGCCCCAUUCACACGCAUCGUACCUACUACCUUAGGACCUACGCCAGAACCCCCUGGAUACGCAUCGCCAUUUUCGCAUCAUGACUCACGACAUAGUCAAGUUCCUUCGGGUAACAAUUGGUCGCCUCAUUCUGAUUCUACUCGACAGGAACCUUCCCCAGCUUUGAGAGCCCAGCCUGACCUGUAUCGACAUCAAUCUCAUAUUUCUAGAUCUGAUCACGAAUCGAGGCAAUUGUAUCGCGAUCAUGCUUCAGCUACAGAGAGCUACCUUUCAACGCCUGCUGGCAUUGUAACGGGCGAGCCUGUGACGGGCAAGGAUGGGUUGGGGCCGAAGAUCUGGACAGGAAAUCAAUUCUUACCUCGUUUCGUCAAGAAAGCCGAUGUUGCGGGUGAUGGGCUGUGUUAUUUUUACGACGAUGGAACUCAUUGCAAGACAGUCAUUGAUGGAGAAGUUGUAAAUGCCCAUUGGGGAGUUACCAAGGCGGGGAAGCCAAGAAAGAGACUUGCGAUUGCGUGUAUCACAUGUAGGGAGAAGAAGAUAAAAUGCGAUCCCGACUAUCCUAGAUGUGUGCAGUGCGAGAAGUUUGGCAGGGUGUGCAAGUUUAAGAAUGCUCCCCGAGGAGGCCAGAGCUCUCCAGAUACACCGCCAGCUGACUCAGAAGAUAGCCUACAUAGACCAAGCUCUUCUUUGACUGACGAUGAAUCUUUCCGAGUUGAGGGGCGUGAAGUGAGCCAUUCUGUAUCCCCGGGACAAGUCCUACGCCGUGCAAGUCCGGAACCAGAGUAUAACAAACGAAAGCGCAGCGGCUAUAAUGAUUACACUCCUGUAGCUUCAGAAGCCUCCCCACGACUCUCUGUUCAAGAUACAGAUCCUUCAAACACCCCUUGGGUUGAGGCACCAGUUACUCGAUCGACUGACCAUACCCUACAGUCAGACUGGCAGAUUGACCCGUUCUUUUCUAAGACAGAUCUUUCCAACGAGCUUUUGGCGGCGUUCUUUAAAUAUGUUCCAGAGACGGCUUAUUGCAUGUUUCCGAAAACUAAGUUCACCAGUUGGGCUCGUUCUACUCGCGAGAAGUCUUUAAAUGACCUCAUGCUCAUAUAUUCUAUCCUUGCUCUUGGAGCAGGUUUCUCACCGAAGUCUGAACACAAACAUCUGGGUGCACGCUAUGCCGAGAUCGCAAGAUACGCAUGCGACAAUCGUCGAGUUUGCAUCCAGCUGGUUCAAGCUCGUUUGAUACUGGCUCUGUACUACUUUGCAAUCAACAAUUCCAGCUAUUCUUGGGAUUUCUGUGGGUCUGCAGUCAGGGCUGCUGCUGGGUUGAAGUUGAAUAUAGAGAUAGAGAAGAGCGACGAUGCUUACCUUAGCACAUUUCCCUUUGGACUUGACUCGCGCGGAUAUGCGGAGUGCAGAAGACGAACCUUUUGGAGCUGUUAUAUUAUGGACAGGUUCAAUGGAUAUGGUUCCGGCCACCUGAGCAUGGUUGACCCCAAACACGUAUAUCUCCGCUUACCUUGCGAUGAGCACAGUUUCGAGAAUCAGGUCGACUUCAAGAACCCUCUUUUUGAUGCAUCGAUUUCGAUGUCUCUAAACUAUCCGCGGACUUUGGGCAGCAUGGCAUAUCUGAUAAACAUAUCAACAAUAUGGGGCGAUGUCAUGUCCAACAUAUACAGCAAUUCACAACGACCACAGCCAGCGAGAUCUUCUGAGUUUACAGAUUUCUAUCAAUCUACCAUGGAUCGCAUCUCGAUGUGGAAAAGUUCCUUGCCAAAUCGCUAUGACUUCUCAGCAGCAGCAUUGGAAAGGAUAUCUGAUCCUGGAGAGCUGGGGAGUUAUAUAACGCUGCAUGCAGUGUAUCAAACAACACUCAUGAAACUUAAUCGAUAUGUCCAGCCUUACCGUUUUGACAGCGUACAACUUCGCGGUUUCGUUCACAAAGCCGAGGAGCACGCGAGAUCUCUUUUAAUGAUUAUGGACAUGGUGGCCAAUCGACGCGCGUCUACUGACACGAGAUCGCCAAGCUCACAUGUUCACAUUGAAUUCUCUUCACCAUUCGUGGGAGAUGCCAUUAUCUCUGCCGUCGACAUUCUCUCGGCCAAAUCAAGUAAAGCUUCAGUACCUGAAAUCAUCAACUCCUUCUCCGGUGCACGGUCAGUUAUCGCCGAAAUUGCACAGUUUUGGCAGACGGCAAAGGCACAACAACAGCUCAUCUCGCAACGUGUGGGUGACUUGACUGAGAUCGAUCGUAGCAACUGGUCGUCCCCUGCUACAGAAUCGAGCAGUAAAUGGUUUGAGAUGAGAGAAGCGUUGGAGAAAACCUUCUCCCGUGAAAAUGAUUGCAUUUAUCAAUGA
Molecule: messenger RNA, 2859 nt
Organism: Sclerotinia borealis F-4128
Lineage: Eukaryota; Fungi; Ascomycota; Leotiomycetes; Helotiales; Sclerotiniaceae
Source: the annotation of a GenBank genome assembly